AUGAGCACGUCUCGCAUGGACGAACUCCGUGGGCUACUCGCCGCGAUGGGCGCCCCUAUCAGUGAAGACUCGCGCUUCAGCGGAGAGACGCUGGAGCGCAAGCUGCGUCUUGCGAUCGGGUACGCGCAGAACAUGCCAUCGUUCGCAUGCAGAAUGCCGAUCAACCCGAUUCAGCUACCUGUUUGGAACACACGAAAUGGGAUGCCUGCGCACAAGGCUUUCGCGCAUGUCAGUCUCGGAGAGGCAGCAGAGAUCGAACGUGCGGAGAUGGGAGGUGGCGACGCCAGCACCGCGUUCCCAAUGUCGCAGAACGCGUUCAUGGAUCUGCGUCAGACUCUCAUGUCGCUCACGAAGAUGUACGAAGAAGGGCGGCGCGGGACUCUCAUCCAAGAUGAGAAGCAACAGUCGAGCAUCGCCGUGCAGAUGCUGGGCUUAUAUGCCCUCGACACGGAGACGCCCCUACUAUCGCUUCUCUACGAGAUUGCCAUAUCUCCUGAGGAGAUGACGACGGGAAAGAUGGUGUCUUUCGUACAGAGCAAGCUGCGCGGCAACGAGAACGUGAUCGUCUGCACGCCUCAGGAGUUUACGCUCGUUCGCCGUCUGCUGGAUAUCAACUCGAGCAAGGUUGCGCCGGAAUACGAAGCCAGCCUUUCGCCAGACCAGCGUGACUUCCGCCGCAGCUUCAUUAUACCUGUUGGUCCUCUGGACCAGGUACAGAUAGGGAAGAUCACGCACAACACCGGUUGCGUCGUGUGCGGCUCGGAAAGUACAAAGAACUGUUCAGGGUGUAAGAUCGAGAAGUAUUGCAGCUCAGCGUGUCAAAAGGCGAAUUGGAAGGAUCACAAGGUGGCGUGUCGCGACAUGCAAGGAGGAACCUGGACGGACUUCGUCUUCACAGAUGCGCCGAGCUUCAACGGCCAGAAGCUCUACGCCGCUAUAGUAUCCUCCUCUGCCACUCCACGUAAGAUCGCGAAGACGAAGAUGCACGGAGGAGAUGGCGAGGUAGACCCACCACCGAACAAACACGGUGACAGGGCCUUCCUCAUCAAGAUACAACGCACCAAGGAUAGCCUCACGCCACAGCUGCCGCCACAACAGUCCGUCUACGAUCGCCUUCGUACAAUGAGUGGCUACCUCGAGCCGGAAAGCAACGUGUCGGCGUGGUCGGCGUUUGAGCGAGAGAUACCGCCACAGGCUGUCAACGUGAAGAUUUAUCGCUGGGCGAGGCGCAUAGGAGAUUGGGGUUUGAGCAUUUGCCUCGAUCGGCCCCCGAAAGAGAAGAUACCGUGGUGA
Molecule: messenger RNA, 1293 nt
Organism: Peniophora sp. CBMAI 1063
Lineage: Eukaryota; Fungi; Basidiomycota; Agaricomycetes; Russulales; Peniophoraceae
Source: the annotation of a GenBank genome assembly